AUGAAGGAGAUGUAUUUGAAAGCGUUGGGAUUGCACGAUUACACCCUUAAAAAUCUAAUGUACGAAAAUAACUUCUGCAAGUUUUACGAUGCUGUCGAUGAAAAUGACACUUCGUAUGUUUUGAAGUUUAUUCCCUCGAAUACGCAAUCAGAUGAGGAUCCUUUUCCAUUCAUAGACUGCUUUCAGGUUGAGGAGGGCAUUUUUUUUGUAUAUGCUUCAAACAACUUUGCAAAAGAAGGCCCAGAUUACUUUACGUAUGGUAGUAGUAGUAGUAGUAGUAGUAGUAGUAGUAGUGAGGAGAAUAUCAGUAUUCCAAGUACACAGAGUAAAUUGCAAUUUAUCGAAAUAAGGCAUCCAAAACACCAAAAACUAGACGUAAAAGAACAGAGAAAGAAAGACGCAACUACUGACCAUUUUGGUAAAAAGACGCCAAACCCGGACGCUCGAAGCAUUAAAGAACAGAAGAGAGAGGUACACACUAAAAAAGUGAAAAUCGAAAGUAAUAAGACUGAUUCGGCAAAGAUACGAAGUGAAUUCAUUUGUCCUAUUAAAACAAACUAUGCGGUAGGAUUGCCAUCUAUACUGUCAAAAGAAAAUAUCACGUAUCCGAGUAAGGUACAUGAAAAACAUAUUAGUAUCGUGAAUCCUUCCCUACAAAUAUAUCACUCCUCCCAUAAACAGAUCGUCAAAACGCCUGUCCCUAAGAGUGGCCGUUCUCCGGUAGAAAAGUUUUCUUUUAACGAUUUCAAAUGCUAUUCUCCAAGACCUCUAAAGCAUAAAAGUUCUGAGUGUGAUGUUAAGAAUAAUAUUGAGCUGAGAUUACUGCAAAGUUCAAUGUUGCAGAGGAGACAGUUAGCACACUCGAAAUAG
Molecule: messenger RNA, 870 nt
Organism: Saccharomyces eubayanus
Lineage: Eukaryota; Fungi; Ascomycota; Saccharomycetes; Saccharomycetales; Saccharomycetaceae
Gene: HAL1
Product: Hal1p
Exons: 1
Coding region: 1-870 (289 amino acids)
Source: RefSeq, a predicted model, not a curated record